Messenger RNA from Aspergillus welwitschiae, 2418 nucleotides. RefSeq lists its product as uncharacterized. Bases 87 to 2234 code for a protein of 715 amino acids. Gene Ontology annotation, biological process: regulation of DNA-templated transcription. Gene Ontology annotation, molecular function: zinc ion binding; DNA-binding transcription factor activity, RNA polymerase II-specific. The record is from RefSeq and is a predicted model, not a curated record. The transcript is spliced from 5 exons. NCBI's taxonomy places the organism in Eukaryota, Fungi, Ascomycota, Eurotiomycetes, Eurotiales, Aspergillaceae.
CAUCCCACAACCAAUUGAAUUUCCUACCAGAAACCAUGACGAGUUGCUAGAGCCCGCUUUAUUCAAGCUUCUAUCCACCAGAGGCCAUGUCUGCGCGGAAGGUCCCUCCACCCAGCCGACCCGCCAGUCUUGGCCCGCCAGAGGCUGCAAUUGCCGGGCGAGCCGACGGGAAGGUUCUGAUUCCCCGGGAUCGAUCGAGGAUCGUACCAGCUAGCACACAGAUACGUACCUCUCGUGCUUGCGAUCCUUGUCGGCAGCGCAAGGCCAAAUGCAAUGGGGGGAAACCGACAUGUACCCAGUGCGAGAGGUUCGGGAUCGAAUGCAGGUACUCAGAACAGAAGCGAACCCAAGAGAAAAGAGAGCUUGACAUGUUGCGGGCAGCUAUCAAGCGACACGAGCGGAUGCUGCAACUUAUGUCGCACCGCCCGUCCGGCGCUGCACUUUCCACCCGUGGGGAGAGUCCAUAUGCUGUGGCUUUACCACAGACAGAGGCGCUAGCUACCCAGCAAACGCUGCCUGGUCAACUGGACCGCACGAUAGAGCUUCUCCAGACCCAGCUACGUGAGCUGCAUUAUGUGUAUCAGAAUGUUCACGAUUGUGACCCCACACUUCUUCCUGCUGUGGUGGACACAAUCCGUAGGAGUUCCUCAGUGCAUGAGGCAGCCAGCCUGCUGAGUCGGCAGAUGUCGUCACAAUUUCCGGGUAUAACUCUGGAGAGGAUGCAGAGGUCGUGGCUGACACGGCUAUCGGGAAAGCCGGAGCUGGUGAACCGAAACCCCCCCUAUAGCGUGAAUGCUGCAGAACGUUGGACGUCAAUUGUUGAUGAUGCGGCCACUUCGCAUCUCUUCUCUUUAUUCUUCGUCUGGGAUAACCCAAUUUGGCAUAUCGUUGAUCCAGUGUCAUUCCUGGAUGAUUUUCAGCAUGGAGGGACACACUUCUGCUCGUCACUCUUGGUCCAUACCAUUCUUUUCUAUGCGUGUCACCUUUCAUACGACUUUGGAAAGCCGUGGGACCGGCGCAUGGAAAUGUCUACCGCCAAACGGCUUCUGCGGGAGGUGGAACGCCUGUGGCAUUGUGAUAAGAUGAAAAUUACAAUACCCACCAUGCAGUCAGCCCUUCUCUUAGGGUUGUUCUUCUGCGCUACAGGGAAAGACAAGAUCGGAGUAGAGUAUAUUCGAUAUGGCGCACGAAUGGGAUUGCAGCUGGGCCUGCACAAGUCGUCGUUUGGGACAGUCCAAAUCGAUCCAGCAGAGGCACCUCGCAUUAGACGAGCUCAUAAGCUCAUAGCUAGUGCAGUUUAUGAGGUGCAGACUCUUUCUGUGCAAUUGGCAAGGAUACCGUCAGUAUGGCCGGGACCAUCGGAGCUUGCCUUUGCUGAAGAAGAAGUAGCGGCGGCGGAUGUCAAUCAGCAGUGGUCACCGUACCCAUUUACCCACCCUAUCCACAAGCCUUUCUUUUAUACGGCGUUAUGGUGCAGAAGAAACCUAUUGAUCAUUGUUAAUGAUGUGGCGAAUUUGCAGCGGCGUCUCGGUGGACAGGUUGACCUCUCCGGAUGGCAGCAUGGUGCUGUAUUGUAUCACAGACUUCUAAGCCUCGAAAGGAAUAUUCCUACCGUCCUAGGGGUACAGCGCAACAGGACCCCCCACAACCUAUGUUUUCACAUGUAUUACCACAUGACAGUAGUCAACCUCUGCGGGCUCUUUAUAUCCCGUAAUAGCACUGGACCGACGGAGGCGCUAAUACAAUCCACCAAAUUCGAUCCUCAAAGGAUACUGGGCGAAGCGAUGGACUCGAUUGCCACUUUAAUAUUGCUCUAUCGGGUAUGCCAUGGUUGGAAGUCCACCCCAGUGGUGAUGGCUCACUACUUUAUGGUGGCCGGUGUACACGCGGCCUCGCACCUGGAGUCGUCAAAGUGGCGCGAAGUGUUGAUCAGCUGUGUCUCUGGUCUCUGGCAUAUGGGCCUGGUUUGGAGGGUCUGUCGACCAUUUCUGCGGACGAUUCAACUAGUACUCCAAAGCAAGAACGAGACCUUGAUUCCCACCGAAACAAUGGCAAUAUUGCGUGAAUUCAACGAGAAGGUGUGGAAUCGGAACGAGGUAGACGCACUGGCAGCCAACUAUGUGGUGCAACACCAUCCGAGUCAACCACUCGCGCUGGACCAAGACAGUAACUUUCAAGGCAAAGGUCUCGAAAGCUUGAUACGAGAUUUCGAGAAACUAAGCACGGAUGGUUAGGAACAGGAAGAAUGAAGAGAGGGAGAGGAUGAAAAGAGGAGGAAAAGUACCGGUCUGUAUACGGAUGACUGUAAAAUAAUGUUUGUUUAUGUUUGAUGAUACCAUGCAGCACACGGAGCGGGUCACGAGCUAUGAGAAUAUUCGACUCAGGCAGCAAUCUACCAUUUAUUUUCCACUUUUACAA